GUCCUCACGCCGACCCUAUACCCGCAUCUUCGACGAUAGCUAAAGCAAGUGGCAUCCCGCGAGAGAGGGGUCAGGACCAGGCUGGUCGCCCAGCGACGCCACCAUGGCAGCUCCAUCCAACAACCAGCUGCGCUCACGCAGGCCGGCACCCGCGAGCCAGGCGUCUUCUUCUUCCGCCUCGGAGAUGAUCGGGAACUUCAAGCGCCUUGAGCACAUCGGCAAAGGCAGCUUUGCGGAGGUCUAUCGUGGCAUUCAUGUCGAAAAGCGCCAGUCUGUCGCCAUCAAGUCGGUCAACAUGAGCAAGCUGAACAAGAAGCUCAAAGACAACCUCGCAUCCGAGAUCUCCAUCCUACGCAGCCUGCUUCAUCCGCACGUCGUUGCUUUGAUCGAUUGCCAUGAGACGCCCUCACGGAUGCAUAUAAUAAUGGAAUUCUGUGAGCUAGGGGACCUGUCGUCGUUCAUCAAGAAGCGUGCCGAUCUUGUAAACCACCCAUCGACCCAGCGCAUGAUCGAGAAAUAUCCGAAUCCAGACGUAGGAGGCUUGAAUGAAGUGAUAGUUCGACAUUUCGCAAAGCAGACGGCCAGCGCCCUGGAGUUUCUCCGGUCCAAAAACUACAUCCAUCGUGACCUGAAACCGCAAAAUCUACUCCUAAACCCGUCGUCCAUGUUUUACUCCCAGAGUGGGAUCCUUGAUCGCAUGCCCCUGGCUGCCUCCGCCAAUUCGCUGAUCCCUGCCGCCGGUGUAGAAUCUCUGCCCAUGCUCAAGAUUGCUGAUUUCGGAUUCGCUAGGAUUCUGCCCAACACUUCCCUUGCUGAGACGCUCUGCGGUUCGCCGCUUUACAUGGCCCCGGAGAUUCUGCGAUACGAAAAGUACGACGCGAAGGCUGAUCUGUGGUCUGUAGGCACAGUUCUGUUCGAGAUGAUGUGUGCCAGGCCGCCAUUCCGGGCAAACAACCACGUGGAGCUUCUCAAGAAGAUUGAAGAUCGCAAAGACCAAAUCAGAUUCUCAGAAGGUCUCGUCGCUAGUAGGGCAAUGAAAAACCUGAUUCGCGCCUUGCUCAAGCGCCAUCCCCUGGAACGCAUGUCCUACGAAAGCUUCUUCUCGGAUCCGGUCAUUCGCGAGGAGAUUCCCGGCCUAGUCGAUGAAGAUCUCCCGCAAUCGGCGUCGCAAUCCAUCGCGCCAGAGCCCAUCGCGGAACCUAAGCGAGCACCAAAGACGCCCGUCGAAAUGGAGCGACGAGCUUCAGAGAGUCCGUACUCCCAGUCACCCAGAGGAACCAACUAUGGCACGACACCACCCCCUCGGCCUAGCUCUCGUCCAUCUUCUGGUCAGUUCACUGCGGCUCCUCUUCGGCCUUCUUCUUCCGCUCGACGGAUGAGCAACACUCCGCAAUCACCCGUUGAGCAGCAUCCUUCGCAACGCGAGCAACGAAGGCCCAGCCUCACUAACGCUGCUACUGCACCGGGUCGAACAGCAACCCUGCAUGACCAAGUCGUGGACCCUUCAUAUGCUGGAAGCAGGCGUCGCGUGUCUCGCGAGGAGGUGCUUCCUCCGCCCUCCGGCUUGAAAGAGCACCUCGAGCGUGAGCGGAUGCCACAGCGGCCAGAAGUAGCUAUGAGGGAAGCUGCGGAGCGGGCUGCGCAGGACACUGCUAUUGACGAGGGCUUUGUCUUCGUCGAGAAGCGACGAGUGGAAAUCGAUGCUCUGGCGGAUGAGAUAGCAGCAAGCCCGCAAACGGCAAGAGACCGUAACAUCACGAGGGAGACUCUAAUGAAGCGCCGAGCGACAACCCAAGGCUCGCCGACAUCCACCACAGGCGCAACCGUACCUUCGAGGGCGAUUCAAAUCCAGCAAAAGCAGACGGCCGUACACCAACGGACUGGCUCGUAUGAACGUCGCUAUCGGCCAAGUUUCGAAAGCGCGACCUCGGCACUGUCCAAAGCCAUGAACAUGGUCAACAUUCGAGGACUCGGGCUCUCGCCGCCAAUGAUGAAGGGUGCAUCUCCGCCCCAAGGUUACGCAGGCUUCCCUGUUUAUCCCACAGCUCAGAGCAGUCUCUUGCUCGUAGGAGAAAGUGGAAAGAUCGCAGACAAGAGCGAAGACGCUGCGAUAAUCAAGCAGAUUGAACAGCUUGCUCAACUUAGUCACGUCGUGUAUGGUUUUGCAGAAGUCAAGUACAAGCAACUCGUACCGGUUGCGCCAAGCGAUAAAGGUCUUGGCAUCGGAGCAAGAGGCGUCAGGAGGGCGAACAACGACGAGCUCGAAGACGACGAAGAUGACGACCUGACUCCGGAUACAAUCUUGGUGAUCUCUGAAGAAGCGUUGGUACUCUAUGUCAAAGCCCUCGGAAUGCUCAACAAAGCCAUGGACAUCACCGCGAGCUAUUGGAACCGCAAUGGCCGUGGCCCGGCUUCUGAAGGUAGCAAUCGAGCGGCAACGAACACCGAACGCUUCCAGGACGUAGUCAAAUGGCUUCGCGAUCGGUUCAACGAGUGCUGCAUCAAGUCAGAGAUUGUUGCGCGCAAGCUGAAGCAGGCACAGAUCCUGCUUCCGUCCGAUCAUCCAAGCCACCCCGCCAAUCGAUCGACGGCGUCCGGCUCCGCGACCACCGUCGGCUCUGCUGACAACAUACUUCUUACAACAGGCGUGACGGCGGAGAAGUUGAUGUAUGAUCGCGCUCUUGAGAUGAGCCGAACUGCAGCCGUGAACGAACUGGUUGGAGUCGAUCUUCCCGGCUGUGAUUUGAAUUACUGGACUGCCAUCUUGAUGCUGGAGGCGAUCCUCGAAGAUGAAGACGAGUCGUCAAGCCAGAAGCUUGGCAGCGAAGAGCUUGACGGUCUUGAGAAUGACGACCGACAAGCUAUCCAAAAGCUUCUUGAAGGCAUGAAAGCUCGUCAUGCGGCACUCAAGAAGAAGCUGCAGUUGCAAAAGGCGCAGAAACGCGCAUCCAUCACCAGCGCGCCUACACCUCAUUCAGCUACCCGCAGCUCGCCUUCAUCGCAAGGCGCCGUGCGGUGAUUUAUCGCUCUCGCAAGAAAGAUGUCCGUCGUUGAAUACUGUUUCCCAUCUCUGCAUUUAGCAUUUUGUUUCGCAAGCAUUGCAUCUUCAGGC
Paraphaeosphaeria sporulosa is the source of this 3112-nucleotide messenger RNA. Its product is annotated as MAP/microtubule affinity-regulating kinase 4. The transcript has 3 exons. The record is from RefSeq and is a predicted model, not a curated record. Gene Ontology annotation, molecular function: ATP binding; protein serine/threonine kinase activity. Gene Ontology annotation, cellular component: cytoplasm; autophagosome. NCBI's taxonomy places the organism in Eukaryota, Fungi, Ascomycota, Dothideomycetes, Pleosporales, Didymosphaeriaceae. Gene Ontology annotation, biological process: peptidyl-serine phosphorylation; autophagosome organization; autophagy. The coding region runs from base 104 to 3019 and encodes 971 amino acids.